AUGAGUUCUCCACCCCCCGCUCAGGCCGGUGAGAGCCCUGUCUCCUCGUCCCUCUCGCCCCCCUCCCCUGCGCCUGCUCAGCCCGAGCGGGCCUUGUUUUCUUCGGUGGAGGCGCUUCAGCGCCAGAUCGGCGAGAUACUCGCCACCCUCCGCGCACAGGCACCUCCGCCUGCCCCUCCCCGCCCGGCAUUCCCUGCAGCAGCGUUGGCACAACCCUCUGCUGGUAAUACCGUUUCCUCUAGUCCUGCGCUAGGCCUUCCGGGUGAGUCCUCCUUCUCGGUCACUCGUUGUUUCCCUUGGGUUUCGCCAGACGUAGCCACCCUCGUUCAACGGGACCAGCUCAAGCCUGAGCACCUGGUCAAGCUUCGCAACCUCUACUCAAAGGUCUCGAAAGAGCCCUCUCGUUCCUUUGGCCUCACAUUGGAGGCUGGGCAGCUCACACUGCUCCCCGACUCCGCCGACACCGGGACUUCGUUCUUCGUCAAGGCCAUCCCCAACAUCGCGGCUCUCACUCAGGUCUGGUUGGUCUACACAGCCAUCAGGGUAGAAUCUACGAGAGAUUUCACACUCAACAGUGCUCUCCUCUCCCAUUUGGAGCAUCUAAUCGAGUGCGACCACCUCUACUCGUGGAAAGCCGUAACAGACUAUCACUUGGCCAUCUGCCGCCAGCGGUUUGGGAGGGCUACAGCUGCGGACUGGUCGUCUGACGAUUCCAGAAUCAGUGCGAGGUUGCUGCAGCCUUAUCUCAAGACGUCUAUCGCAGCUGCGCUCAGAGCCGACUCGAGCUCGUCCCGUCCAAGUUGCUCUUCCAGCCGGCGUGCGGGCCGCGCAGUCCGCUCCUCUGCAGAAUGCCAUAGCGACGCUUGCAUGAAGUUCAACGCGGGCCAGCACUGCCGAGGUUGUUCCCGGCAGCACGCUCGCAUCCAUUGCCAGGGCCGCCAUCCUAUGGCGCAGUGCCCAUCACUCGUCUCGGCUGCCAUUUAA
Mycosarcoma maydis (corn smut) is the source of this 984-nucleotide messenger RNA. RefSeq lists its product as uncharacterized. Lineage: Eukaryota; Fungi; Basidiomycota; Ustilaginomycetes; Ustilaginales. The record is from RefSeq and is a predicted model, not a curated record. The coding region runs from base 1 to 984 and encodes 327 amino acids. The transcript has a single exon.